GUGCUUCUCGGCUCGUGGAGGCGGAGGGAAGAGCGGAGUGUUGGGGACAAAAUUCAACUGUCAGCGAGACGCCGCGGUUUUUAACUGGACUUUUGUUUGGUCACUUACUAUGGAGUUACCCGGUGAAAGCCUCCCGGACGCCGCCUGCCCCUGAGUGAGCCUGGGCUUCUUUUUCUUCUUACGCGCCCCGGUCUCCGUCCGUCCGCAGGAGGAACACCUGAAAGCGGAGAAAAAUGUCGGACAAGAUGUCUAGUUUCCUCCACAUCGGGGACAUAUGUUCCCUGUAUGCGGAGGGCUCCACCAAUGGCUUCAUCAGCACCCUGGGCCUGGUGGAUGAUCGUUGUGUUGUGCAGCCAGACACUGGUGACCUCAACAACCCUCCUAAGAAGUUUCGAGACUGUCUGUUCAAGCUGUGUCCUAUGAAUAGAUACUCAGCACAGAAGCAGUUCUGGAAAGCAGCAAAACCUGGAGGCAACAGCACCACGGACACAGUCCUGCUCAACAAACUACAUCAUGCAGCUGAUCUGGAGAAAAAACAGAACGAAUCUGAGAACAGGAAGCUGCUGGGAACGGUCAUUCAAUAUGGCAACGUCAUUCAGUUGUUGCAUUUGAAGAGCAAUAAGUACCUGACAGUGAAUAAGCGUCUACCUGCCCUGCUGGAGAAGAACGCCAUGCGAGUGACUCUGGACUCGGCUGGAAACGAGGGAUCCUGGUUCUACAUUCAACCCUUCUACAAACUCCGGUCUAUAGGAGACAGUGUGGUGAUCGGAGACAAAGUGGUGUUGAACCCUGUAAAUGCUGGGCAGCCUCUCCACGCCAGCACUCAUCAACUGGUGGACAAUCCAGGAUGCAACGAGGUGAAUUCAGUAAACUGCAACACUAGCUGGAAAAUAGUCUUGUUCAUGAAAUGGAGUGACAACAAGGAGGUCAUUCUGAAAGGGGGUGAUGUGGUACGACUGUUUCAUGCUGAACAGGAGAAGUUUCUGACGUGUGAUGACCACAGGAAGAAGCAGUAUGUGUUUCUCCGGACCACAGGGCGCCAGUCUGCCACCUCCGCCACCAGCAGCAAAGCAUUGUGGGAAGUGGAGGUAGUUCAGCACGACCCAUGCCGUGGUGGCGCCGGCUACUGGAACAGCCUCUUUAGGUUUAAGCACUUGGCCACAGGGCACUACCUGGCUGCAGAGGUGAGUGAGGUGUGUUCUGCUUCUGGACGCUCUGUCGGCUGGUCCCAGGUCAGCUCUAACUGCUCACGCUGGGUGAAUCCAGACUAUGAGGAAGAGUCUCACGAAUCACGUUCCUCUGUGGGCGAUUUUGUUCCCUUUAAUUUUCAGCUGGACUCGGAACAUGAGGCUCUGCGCGCACGUCUGCGUACGCCCAACGAGAAGGUCAUGUACACCCUCGUCUCCGUUCCCGACGGCAACGACAUCUCCUCCAUCUUUGAGCUGGACCCGACCACUCUCCGAGGGGGCGAUUCUCUCGUACCCAGGAACUCGUACGUGCGGUUGCGGCACUUGUGCACAAACACAUGGGUCCACAGCACCAACAACCCCAUCGAUAAGGAGGAAGAGAAACCGGUCAUGCUUCGGAUUGGCACAUCUGCCAUCAAAGAGGACAAGGAGGCCUUUGCCAUUGUGCCCGUUCCUCCUGCAGAAGUCAGGGAUUUAGACUUUGCUAAUGAUGCCAGUAAAGUGCUGGCGUCCAUUGCUGGCAAACUGGAGAAGGGGACCAUCACGCAGAAUGAACGAAGGUUUGUGACUAAGCUGCUGGAGGACUUGGUGUUUUUCGUGGUGGACAUCCCAAACAGCGGACAGGACGUGCUUGAGAUUAUGGUCAACAAGCCAAACCGGGAGCGGCAAAAGCUUAUGCGGGAGCAGAACAUCCUCAAACAGAUCUUCAAGCUACUGCAAGCUCCAUUCACAGACAGUGGAGAUGGACCAAUGCUCCGAUUAGAAGAGCUUGGCGAUCAGAGACACGCUCCCUUCAGACACAUCUGUCGUCUGUGUUACCGGGUGCUCCGCCACUCUCAGCAGGACUACAGGAAGAACCAGGAGUACAUUGCCAAGCAGUUCCGCUUCAUGCAGAAGCAGAUUGGCUACGACGUUCUGGCUGAAGACACGAUAACGGCCCUCCUGCACAACAACCGCAAGCUGCUGGAAAAGCACAUCACCGCUGCUGAGAUCGACACCUUUGUCAGCCUCGUGAGGAAGAACCGUGAGCCCAGGUUUCUGGAUUACCUCUCAGAUCUGUGCGUGUCCAUGAAUAAGUCCAUCCCUGUGACGCAGGAGCUGAUUUGCAAUGCUGUGCUGGACCCAGCCAACGCAGACAUCCUCAUAGAGACCAAGCUGGUGUUGUCUCGGUUUGAGAUCGAGGCAGUAAAUGUUGGAGAGCCUCCAGUGGAGGCAGAGGAGGAUGAGGAGGAGGUGUGGUUGUUUUGGAAGGACAGCACCAAGGAGAUUCGCAGCAAGAGCAUCCGAGAGCUGGCUCAGGAUGCUAAGGAGGGCCAGAAGGAGGACCAGGAGGUUGUUAGUUACUACAGGUACCAACUGAACCUGUUUGCGCGGAUGUGUCUGGACCGCCAGUAUCUGGCCAUCAACAAAAUCUCAGGCCAACUGGACGUCGAUCUGAUUCUGCGCUGCAUGUCGGAUGAGGACCUGCCCUAUGACCUCCGCGCUUCCUUCUGCCGCCUCAUGCUCCACAUGCACGUGGACCGAGACCCCCAGGAACAGGUCACGCCCGUAAAAUACGCUCGCCUGUGGUCCGAGAUUCCUUCCAAGAUUGCCAUCGAUGACUAUGAUAACGAUGGCACUACCAGAGAUGAAAUUAAGGAGCGGUUCGCUCUCACCAUGGACUUUGUAGAGAACUACUUGAGAGACGUGGUCUGUCAGAAUGUUCCCUUCUCUGACAAAGAGAAAAACAAGCUCACAUUUGAGGCAAUGAACUUGGCUCGGAACCUCAUUUAUUUCGGCUUCUACAGCUUUAGUGACCUGCUGAGGCUGACUAAGAUCCUGCUCGCUAUUCUGGACUGUGUGCACGUCAGCACCAUAUAUCCCAUCAACAAAAUGGAGAAAGACGAUGAGAACAAAGCAGGUAGUAAUGUUAUGAGAUCCAUCCAUGGUGUUGGGGAGCUGAUGACACAAGUGGUUUUGAGAGGAGGCGGCUUUCUUCCCACCACCCCUACAGCGCCCCCUGACGGUGAGGUGGGAAAAACUCAGACUGAGCCAGAGAAAGAGGACAUCCUGGUGAUGGACACCAAGCUGAAGAUCAUCGAGAUCCUACAGUUUAUCCUGAACGUGCGUCUGGACUACAGGAUCUCCUGCCUGCUCUGCAUCUUUAAACGGGAGUUUGAUGAGACCAAUACUCAGACUGACAGUCUGAUUAAUUCAAAUGCUAAUGCUAACAGUAAUGCUGGUGCUACACCUACUGCUAAUGGUGAUGGACCUAAUAACAUACCAGCGCUUGAUUUUGAGAACAUCGAAGAGCAGGCUGAGGGGAUCUUUGGAGCAAGCGAGGAAAACACACCCCUGGACCUGGAUGACCAUGGCGGCAGAACAUUUCUCAGGGUUCUUCUGCAUCUUACUAUGCAUGACUAUCCUCCACUGGUGUCUGGAGCUUUACAUCUGCUCUUCAGACACUUCAGCCAGAGACAGGAGGUGCUCAUGGCCUUCAAGCAGGUCCAGCUUUUGGUAACAAGUCAGGAUGUGGAUAACUACAAGCAGAUUAAGUCUGACCUGGAUCAGCUGCGCUCCAUCGUGGAGAAGUCUGAACUGUGGGUGUACAAGCGCCAGGGCGAUGAUGCUCUCGAUGGGGGUGAUGGUCCUGCUGAGUCCGACCACAAAAAGAAGGGUGAUGCGGGUGGCGCGGACAAGAAGAAACCAGAGAGCACUAGCAGCUAUAAUUACAGGGUUGUCAAGGAGAUCCUGGUGAGGCUCAGCAGGUUAUGUGUGCAAGAGGGAGCUUCAGGAAAGAAGAGUAAGAAGCAGCAGCAGAGGUUGCUCAGGAAUAUGGGAGCUCACUCGGUGGUGCUGGAGCUGCUACAGAUUCCUUAUGAGAAGGGUGAGGAUGUCCGGAUGCAGGAGAUCAUGAAGCUGGCUCAUGAGUUCCUUCAGAACUUCUGUGCUGGAAACCAGCAGAACCAGGCGCUGCUGCACAAACACAUUAAUCUGUUUCUCAAUCCAGGGAUCCUGGAGGCCAUCACCAUGCAGCACAUCUUCAUGAACAAUUUCCAGCUGUGUAGUGAGAUUAACGAGCGAGUGGUACAGCACUUCGUUCACUGCAUUGAGACACAUGGCCGCCAUGUGCAGUACCUUAAAUUCCUGCAGACCAUCGUCAAGGCCGAGAACAAGUUCAUCAAGAAGUGCCAGGAUAUAGUGAUGGCUGAGCUGGUGAAUGCCGGAGAAGACGUCUUGGUGUUCUACAAUGACCGAGCCUCGUUCCAGACGCUGGUGCAGAUGAUGCGUUCUGAGAGGGACCGGAUGGACGAGAACAGCCCACUCAUGUACCACAUCCACCUAGUGGAACUGCUGGCUGUGUGCACAGAGGGGAAGAAUGUGUACACUGAGAUCAAGUGCAACUCGCUGCUGCCCCUGGACGACAUCGUACGCGUGGUCACCCACGAGGACUGCAUCCCUGAGGUGAAGAUUGCCUAUAUCGACUUUCUGAACCACUGCUACGUGGACACAGAAGUGGAGAUGAAGGAGAUCUAUACAAGCAAUCAUAUGUGGAAACUCUUCGAGAACUUCCUGGUUGACAUAUGCAGGGUCUGCAACAACACGAGCGACCGCAAGCAUGCAGACGCCACGCUGGAGCGCUACGUCACCGAGACUGUCAUGAGCAUCGUUACCACCUUCUUCAGCUCACCCUUUUCCGAUCAGAGCACUAGUUUACAGACCCGUCAGCCGGUCUUUGUGCAGCUGUUGCAGGGUGUUUUCCGGGUGUACCACUGUAACUGGCUCGUGCCGACCCAGAAAGCAUCAGUGGAGAGCUGCAUCAAAGUCCUGUCUGACGUGGCCAAAAGUCGUGCGAUCGCCAUCCCAGUGGAUCUGGACAGCCAGGUGAACAACCUGUUUGUGAAGUCCAACAAUGUGGUGCAGAAGACCAUCCUGAACUGGAGGAUGUCUGCUCGAAACGCCUCCAGACGAGAUUCCACACUCACCACCUCCAAAGACUACAGGAACAUCAUCGAGAGGCUACAGGAUAUAGUCUCUGCGCUGGAGGACCGGUUACGGCCGUUAGUACAGGCGGAGCUCUCGGUUCUUGUGGAUGUUCUUCACAGACCUGAGCUGCUCUUCCCGGAGAACACAGACGCUCGCACCAAGUGCGAGAGCGGAGGCUUCAUCUCCAAGUUGAUAAAGCACACUAAGCAGUUGCUGGAGGAGAAUGAGGAGCGUCUGUGCAUUAAAGUCCUGCAGACUCUCAGAGAGAUGAUGACAAAAGACAGAGGUUAUGGAGAAAAGCUGAUUGCCUUUGACGAUGAGCUGGAUGUGGCUGAGCUGGUCCCUCCUCCUCCAGAGCCAGAGGGCCUUGCUGAGGAUCUUGAUCCCAACCAGCCCCAGAAGCAACUGGAGGAUCAGAAGCGGGGUGAAGCUUUGAGGCAGAUCCUAGUCAACCGUUACUAUGGCAACUUCAAGCCAGGAGGGCGGAGAGACAGUCUGACCAGCUUUAGCAAUGGACCCCUCGGUGCAGGGGGACAGAGCAAAGCUCCUGCAGCAGCAGCUGGGGGUUCCGGGGGCUCCCGUGGGGAGAUGAGUCUGGCCGAGGUGCAGUGCCACUUGGAUAGGGAGGGUGCGUCCGACCUGGUCAUUGACCUCAUCAUGAAUGCCACCAGCGAUCGCAUCUUCCAGGAGAGCAUCUUAUUGGCCAUUGCUUUGCUGGAGGGAGGGAACACAGUCAUACAGAGGUCAUUUUUUAUCCGGUUGACGCGAGACAACAAGUCGGAGAAGUUCUUCAAGGUGUUCUAUGAGCGGAUGAAACUGGCCCAACAGGAGAUCAAAGCCACCGUGACGGUCAACACCAGUGACCUGGGGAGCAAGCGCAAGGAUGAGGACACCAAUGACAAAGAAGCACCCACCAAAAAGAAAGUGAAGGAUGUUGCCGUGGUCACAGACGAGGUGCGCGAGCAGCUUCUGGAAGCCUCUACAGUCACAAAGAAGGCCUUUGCAGCGUACCGUCGGGAGGUGGACUCGGACGAGCACCUGAGCGGAGGCGAGGUCCAGACCAGCACGGCUGAGAAGAUACAGGAUGAGAACGAGAUGAGCGUCACCAUCACCAUCAUGCAGCCCAUCCUGCGACUCAUGCAGCUGCUCUGCGAAAAUCACAACCGAGAGCUGCAGAACUUCCUGCGCUGUCAGAACAACAAGAACAAUUAUAACCUGGUGUGUGAGACGCUGCAGUUCCUGGACUGCAUCUGCGGCAGCACAACAGGAGGCCUGGGACUGCUGGGACUGUAUAUUAACGAAAAGAAUGUGGCACUAAUCAACCAGACCGUCGAGAGCCUUACAGAGUACUGCCAGGGCCCCUGCCAUGAGAACCAGAACUGCAUUGCAACUCAUGAAUGUAACGGCAUUGACAUCAUCAUCGCUCUGAUUCUGAAUGAUAUCAACCCUCUGGGCAAGAAGAGGAUGGACCUUGUGCUGGAACUGAAGAAUAAUGCCUCCAAGCUGCUCCUGGCCAUCAUGGAGAGUCGGCAUGACAGCGAAAAUGCAGAGCGGAUCCUCUACAACAUGAGGCCUAAAGAACUGGUGGAGGUGAUCAAGAAAGCUUACAUGCAGGGAGAGAUUGAGGUGGAGCAUACUGAUGAAGAGGGUGAGGGUGAGGAGGAGCACGCUGCUUCCCCACGCAACGUCGGACACAACAUUUACAUUCUGGCGCAUCAGCUGGCCAGACAUAACAAGGAGCUGCAGGCCAUGCUGAAGGCGGCCGGCUCGUACGGCGAGGGGGAUGAAGCCCUGGAGUUCUACGCUAAACACACAGCUCAAAUCGAGAUUGUGCGUCUAGACCGCACCAUGGAGCAGAUCGUCUUCCCCGUGCCCAACAUCUGCGAGUUCCUCACGCAGGAGUCCAAGCUGCGCGUGUAUUACACCACAGAGCGGGACGAGCAAGGCAGCAAGAUCAACGACUUCUUCCUGCGCUCUGAGGAUCUCUUCAAUGAGAUGAAUUGGCAGAAGAAACUGCGAGGUACUCAAGAGGCCACUGGUAACGCGAACUCCGUGCCCUCUCAGCCCAUUCUGUACUGGUGCUCAAGAAACAUGUCCUUCUGGAGCAGCAUCUCCUUCAACCUGGCUGUGCUCAUGAACCUGCUGGUGGCCUUCUUCUACCCACUGGGGGGGAUCCGUGGAGGCACACUGGAUCCUCACUUAUCAGCGCUGUUAUGGGUGGCCAUGCUGGUCUCUCUGGCUAUUGUGAUCGUGUUGCCUCAGCCUCAUGGAAUUCGAGCUCUCAUCGCUUCCACUAUCCUCCGACUCAUCUUCUCCGUCGGCCUCGAGCCCACGCUCUUCCUGCUUGGAGCUUUUAAUGUGUGCAAUAAGGUGAUCUUCCUGAUGAGUUUUGUGGGGAACAGGGGAACAUUUACACGAGGUUAUAAGGCGAUGAUCAUGGACGUGGAGUUUCUGUAUCAUCUGCUCUACCUCAUCAUCUGCAGCCUGGGAGUCUUCGUACACGUGUUCUUCUACAGCCUGCUGCUCUUUGAUUUGAUCUAUCGGGAAGAGACUCUGCUGAACGUGAUAAAGAGCGUGACGAGAAACGGGAGAUCCAUCGUGCUGACUGCCGUGCUCGCGCUCAUCCUCGUCUACCUCUUCUCUAUAGUCGGCUACAUCUUCUUCAAAGAUGACUUCAUCCUGGCUGUAGACCGAAUCCCCAACAAAACGCUGGAUCAUUCGGCGAGUAUGAUGAGCGAGUUCCUGACAGGUGGAGUUUGUCGGAAAGAAGGCGGAGGAGAGAACUGUUCAUCUGAGGUCACGACAGAGACCGUGGCGAUGGUGGUGGAAGAUAAGGAGCGAACUUGUGACUCUCUUCUCAUGUGCAUUGUAACCGUACUUAGCCAUGGCCUCCGAAGUGGAGGCGGAGUCGGAGACGUGCUCCGAAAACCAUCUAAAGAGGAGCCUCUCUUCGCUGCCAGAGUCAUCUACGACCUGCUCUUCUUCUUCAUGGUCAUCAUCAUCGUCCUCAACCUGAUCUUUGGUGUCAUCAUCGACACAUUUGCUGACCUGAGGAGUGAAAAACAGAAGAAAGAAGAGGUACUGAAGACCACCUGCUUUAUCUGUGGCUUGGAAAGGGACAAGUUUGACAACAAGACGGUGACAUUUGAGGAGCACAUCAAGGUGGAGCACAACAUGUGGCAUUACCUGUUCUUCAUUGUGCUUAUCAAAGUGAAGGACUCCACAGAGUACACGGGACCAGAAAGCUACGUUGCAGAGAUGAUCAGGGAGCAUAAUCUGGACUGGUUUCCACGGAUGCGGGCGAUGUCUCUGGUGAGCAGUGAUGCAGAGGGAGAGCAGAACGAGAUCAGGAGUCUGCAGGAGAAACUGGAGUCCACCAUGAAACUGGUCUCCAACCUGUCCGGCCAACUGACCGAACUGAAGGAACAGAUGACGGAGCAGCGUAAGCAGAAGCAGAGGAUCGGGCUCCUGGGACAUCCCCAGCACAUGAACGUGAAUCCCCAGCAACCGGCCUGAGUGUGUGUCUGGAUCUGCGUGAGACUGUCUGGAUCUGCGUGAGCUUCAGUAUCGGCCUCCAACUGCACGGAUCACCUGCUCACGGGCCUGCCGAGCACUCAUCUCUACCCACAGACUCACCCAUAACAACCUCUGUGUGUGUGUGUGUGUGUGUGUAGUGGCUGAGUGUGUGUGUGUGUGGGAAGUGCAUACCAGUAGAGUGUGUGCCAUACCAGUAGAGAACCCAGUCACCUGCCAGAAAUAAUAAAAAUAACUAAAUAAAAUAAUUAAAUAAUGAAUUUUCGGGCACUGGGAGGGGAUUCCAAACACUCCACCUCUUUUCCCUCCUCUUCCUCGGUCCAGUCGGGUGCCAAAAACGUUUUCUACACGUGGGAACGGCGGCAAAUUUGGAUUAUAUUGCCUUUUUUUGGAAAGGGGGAGGGGCUUGAACAGAGGCGCUGUACUGGACGAUAGGACUCUAGUUAGAUGCUGCUUGGAAACGUGCUGCAAAAGCAUCUUUUUUUGUAUUUCCAGACCAGUAUAGCGAGCAGUAUUUUACGUCUUAUUUUUGUAUCUUGUGCAAUAUUAAUACUUUAAUAUGCAACCUCAUCGAGCUGUACAAUGUGUCUUAAAGGGGUGAUGAUCAUGUCCCGUGUUCGUUUCCCCUCUCCUUCUUUCGUUGUUCCUUUGUUUCCGUUGUUUCUGUCUUUAGCUUUAUAAUUCCUUAUGAUUUAUUUAUUUAUUAGAGCGCUGUAGAAGCACAUAGAAGUCUAUAUUAGGAAGUCAGAUUAGGAAAAUUCUAAUAGCCGUGGAGUUGCAUAUACAGGCCUUUUUCUUUCUUCUUUCUUUUUCUUAUCUAAUUUAUUUAUUUAUUUAAAAAAUAAAGUUUAAAUGAGAUAAUAUGAGAGGGCACAAUCACGUCUAAAUAUAAGUUUUAUGUUUCUUUUGUUUGUUUGUUUGUUUAAAGUCUAUGUUCUUGAUCUUCUUUGCACUUUUUUGUUUUAUUCAUGUUUAUAUUAUUAUUUAUUUUGGCUCGUUUUGUUUUUCAUUUUGUUGCUGAAGAAUCUACAGCUUUAAGAUCAUCUGUGUUACGGGGUGAUAAUAGUGGUAUAAGAUUAAUAAGAGUUAAAAAUGAGCAUUUAGACUGAUAAGCUUUGAUUUCCUGAGGUUAUUAAAUAGAGAGUUAGUUUCUUCAUAUUAAGGCGAGUCGGCGUCUCGUGGAGGCUUCAGCGUGUAAUAUCUCUACAGGAGAGAGUGAGUGUUCAGAACGAUACUCGCACUGCCGUAUCUCCACCACUGCUGUACGCUGACGCUUAUCGGAAACCAAACCCAGGUCGACUCAAAUCUCUCUCUCUCUCUCUCUCUCUCUCUCUCUCUCUCUUUCUUUCUCUCUCUUUUGUGAUCUCUCUUUUUUCUCUCUCUCUCGUUUUCCUUUAAAAGAUGUAUAUAUGUCUGCCAAGUCCUUGCUUUUGUAUAGAGAUAUAAAUUUUCAUAUAGGCAUCUUAGAAAUAAAUAGCAGUGCUACUAAAAUACUUAAUUCUGCUUUAAAGAAUAUCUGAUCUGUUGACAUUGUAAAUUAAUUCAGCAAUAUUUAAUAAAAAUCUGUAAUUCACCUUGAAAAA
Astyanax mexicanus (Mexican tetra) is the source of this 10270-nucleotide messenger RNA. RefSeq names its product inositol 1,4,5-trisphosphate receptor, type 1b (gene itpr1b). The transcript is spliced from 62 exons. Lineage: Eukaryota; Metazoa; Chordata; Actinopteri; Characiformes; Acestrorhamphidae. The record is from RefSeq and is a predicted model, not a curated record. Gene Ontology annotation, cellular component: membrane; endoplasmic reticulum. Gene Ontology annotation, biological process: calcium ion transmembrane transport. Gene Ontology annotation, molecular function: inositol 1,4,5-trisphosphate-gated calcium channel activity; inositol 1,4,5 trisphosphate binding. The coding region runs from base 234 to 8669 and encodes 2811 amino acids.